Messenger RNA from Cuscuta campestris, 1941 nucleotides. The record is from the annotation of a GenBank genome assembly. Lineage: Eukaryota; Viridiplantae; Streptophyta; Magnoliopsida; Solanales; Convolvulaceae.
AUGAUUGCAUGCAUGCAGCCUAAAAAGCAAAACUAGAAAGUUAUUAUUUAAAAAAAAAACUUUUUUAUAUAAUGGAGACCGGGAGUUCUUCAUCAUCUUCAAACAAUAAUGCCAAAUCCUCCCCCUUCCAAGUCCAGCAAGGCUACCCGGAGGCAGAGACGCCGGUGUGGAAGAUCGUGAUGGUGGCGGCGGUGGCGGCCGGAGUACAGUUCGGGUGGGCCCUACAGCUGUCCCUGCUCACCCCGUACGUGCAGCUGCUCGGAAUCCCGCACAAGUACUCCUCCUUCAUCUGGCUCUGCGGCCCCAUCUCCGGCCUCAUCGUUCAGCCCCUCGCCGGUUACUACAGUGACAAUUGCACGAGCCGGUUCGGCCGUCGCCGCCCGUUUAUCGCCUCCGGUGCCAUACUCGUCAUUGUCGCCGUGUUCCUCAUCGGAUUCGCCGCCGAUAUCGGCCACUCUGCCGGCGACCCCCUCGGCAAAACCUCCAAACCUCGGGCCAUUUCGAUCUUCAUCGUCGGAUUCUGGAUACUCGACGUCGCCAAUAACAUGUUACAGGGUCCAUGCAGGGCACUGCUAUCAGAUCUGUCUGACGGGAGUGCUGAAAAAACGAGAAUGGCAAACACGCUAUUCUCGUUCUUCAUGGCAGUGGGAAACAUUAUGGGCUACGCGGCGGGGUCCAACCCCCGCCUCUACGUGUUUUUCCCCUUCAGCCGGACAGAUGCGUGCGACGAAUACUGCGCAAACCUGAAGAGUUGUUUCAUAAUCUCCGCGCUCCUCUUGCUCUCCAUCACCACCGCGGCCGUGACGUGCGUCAAAGAAACCCCCUUCUCGAAGAGCAUAUACGAAGAGGACGAAACCCCAAAGGUGCCUUUCUUCGGGGAGCUCUCCCAUGCGCUGAGGAAUCUACCCAAGCCCAUGUUGAUCCUCCUCCUCGUCACCGCCCUCAACUGGAUCGCAUGGUUCCCGUUCCUCUUGUACGACACAGACUGGAUGGCAAAGGAGGUGUACGGUGGCGAGGUUGGGGAUGCCGGGUUGUACGACAGCGGCGUGCGUGCUGGGGCACUCGGCCUCAUGCUCCAGUCUGUGGUCCUAGGGUUCAUGUCCAUCGGAGUGGAGCUCCUCGCACGUCACCUCGGAGACGUGAAGAAGCUCUGGGGUGGGGUCAACUUCAUCCUGGCUUUCGGGUUGUCCAUGACGGUCAUUGUCACCAAGUUCGCGGCGCACUCGAGGCGGCUCGACGCAUCGGGAAGCGUCAUCCCCCCGACCGCCGGCGUCAAGGCCGGAGCUUUGUUGAUAUUUUGCAUUCUUGGCAUUCCUCUUGCCGUGACUUUCAGCAUUCCCUUCGCUCUUGCAUGCAUCUUUUCCAGUGAUGCCGGUUCCGGGAAUGCUGGCCUUUCUCUUGGUGUCCUCAAUCUUGCCAUUGUUGUGCCGCAGAUGAUUGUAUCAUUCUUGAGUGGGCCAUGGGACGCAAUGUUCGGAGGAGGGAAUUUGCCGGCGUUCGUAGUGGGGGCCAUAGCGGCAACGGCGAGUGGGAUAUUAUCAAUCACACUCCUCCCAAAGCCAAGAUCGGAUGCCAAGCUUGUGGUGCCAUAAUUAAUUUGUUUUAUUAUAUUUUUAAAAAUUUAUUUGUUUGUGAGUUGGAUUUGGAGUACAAAAAGAUGUUGAAGCAUUUGCAUCUCAAAAUAAUGUUUAAUUGUUAUGACGAAGUCCCAUUCAAAUUAAAUUGUUCAAUGAGCUGAGGCCAGUUAAUAACUCUCCAGAUUUUGUUGAGAGGGUUUUGAAUUUAAUUAUAUGUUACAUUGUGAUGAAGUUACUCUAAUUGAAAGUGAUAUUGACAUGAGUUACUAUAAAUUCAUCACUCUAAUUUAUACUCUCUCCCUUUAUUGGCCUUAUGUGAGUGUAAGAAAAACAUUUUAAAAGUAAAGAAAGAGAAAGGCUGUGG